Merops nubicus (carmine bee-eater) is the source of this 463-nucleotide messenger RNA. It is a transcript of the gene PACRG, whose product is annotated as PARK2 co-regulated. The record is from RefSeq and is a predicted model, not a curated record. Lineage: Eukaryota; Metazoa; Chordata; Aves; Coraciiformes; Meropidae. The annotation marks the transcript as partial. The transcript has 4 exons. Gene Ontology annotation, molecular function: Hsp90 protein binding; Hsp70 protein binding. Gene Ontology annotation, cellular component: vesicle; neuron projection; cytosol.
AUGUCGGUAAGAGGGCCCCCUCUUGCAGGAGCAUUUAAAGAACGACCAACGAAGCCCACAGCUUUCCGCAAGUUUUAUGAGCGGGGAGACUUCCCGAUUGCCCUUGAGCAUGAUACUAAGGGAAACAAAAUCGCCUGGAAGGUAGAGAUUGAAAAGCUGGACUAUCAAUACUAUCUGCCUUUGUUUUUUGAUGGGCUUUGUGAAAUGACAUUUCCAUAUGAGUUUUUCGCUCGUCAAGGAAUCCAUGACAUGCUGGAACAUGGUGGAAGCAAGAUUCUUCCUGUGAUUCCUCAGCUCAUUAUCCCAAUAAAAAAUGCCCUGAGCCUUCGUAACCGACAAGUCAUCUGCAUCACGCUGAAAGUCCUCCAGCACCUUUUGGUGUCUGAUGACAGGGUGGGGAGGGCCUUGGUGCCCUAUUAUCGGCAAAUCCUCCCAGUCCUAAACAUCUUUAAGAAUAUGAAUG